Vombatus ursinus (common wombat) is the source of this 587-nucleotide messenger RNA. RefSeq names its product mitochondrial import receptor subunit TOM20 homolog. The coding region runs from base 102 to 539 and encodes 145 amino acids. Lineage: Eukaryota; Metazoa; Chordata; Mammalia; Diprotodontia; Vombatidae. Gene Ontology annotation, molecular function: transmembrane protein transporter activity. Gene Ontology annotation, biological process: protein targeting; tRNA import into mitochondrion; protein import into mitochondrial matrix. The record is from RefSeq and is a predicted model, not a curated record. The transcript is spliced from 5 exons. Gene Ontology annotation, cellular component: mitochondrial outer membrane translocase complex; mitochondrial outer membrane.
CCGCCCUCAACGGGAGCGGAGCGAGCCUACUCUCCUGGCUUGGGGGUCAGCGGGGGACGGCGCCGCUGCUGCUACCUCCACCGCGAGCAGCAGCUGGAAACAUGGUGGGCCGGAGUGGCGCGAUCGCCGCCGGCGUGUGCGGGGCCCUCUUCAUCGGCUACUGUAUUUACUUUGACCGCAAGAGACGGAGCGACCCCAACUUCAAGAACAGGCUCCGAGAGCGAAGAAAGAAACAGAAGCUUGCUAAAGAGAGAGCUGGGCUUUCCAAGUUACCUGACCUUAAAGAUGCAGAAGCUGUUCAGAAGUUCUUUCUUGAAGAAAUACAGCUUGGUGAGGAGUUACUAGCCCAAGGUGAAUAUGAAAAGGGUGUUGACCACUUGACAAAUGCCAUUGCGGUAUGUGGGCAGCCACAGCAGUUGUUGCAAGUUUUACAGCAGACUCUUCCAUCACCAGUGUUCCAGAUGCUUCUGACUAAGCUGCCAACAAUUAGCCAGAGAAUUGUGAGUGUACAGAGUUUGGCCGAAGAUGAUGUGGAAUGAGAAACAUGUCAACAUAAUAAAAUCUUAAUAAAAAAUUUUUAAAUAAUU